Paramecium tetraurelia is the source of this 723-nucleotide messenger RNA. RefSeq lists its product as uncharacterized. Lineage: Eukaryota; Ciliophora; Oligohymenophorea; Peniculida; Parameciidae. Gene Ontology annotation, cellular component: axoneme. The record is from RefSeq and is a predicted model, not a curated record. Gene Ontology annotation, molecular function: dynein heavy chain binding. The transcript is spliced from 5 exons.
AUGCAAGAAGUCAAACCUCCAAGAGAAUCUUUGGUCAAAUACGAGAAUCCCAUUGAAGUCAGCAAUGCUAAUGAUGCCUCCAGAGGACUUUAAGGAAAAAAGAAAGCUUAGUUAUCUCCUUUAGAGUCAAAGCCAAAUACAGAAGACAUUUUGAAUGCUAUUUUGCCACCAAUUGAAUGGGAUCAUGAAGGAAAACAUUAUAUACAGUAUGUGUCACAUGUGGCGGCUACCAGAGAAGAUGUUGGCAAUUUACAAAAACUCUUGGAUGAACGAUUAUUAGCUCGAUAAGCCAGAGAAACUGGUAUUUGUCCAAUAAGAGAAGAAUUGUUGAGUCAAUGUUUUGAUGAAAUCAUCAGAUAAGUUACAAUCGAUUGUCCUGAAAGGGGCUUAUUAUUGAUGAGAGUGAGGGAUGAACUCAAGAUGACUAUUGCAGCAUAUUAAACCUUAUACAAUUCUUCAGUUACUUUCGGAAUGCGAAAAUAAUUAUAAGCUGAAAUGGGCAAAAGUGAAUUAGAAGAAAAGAUUGUCUAGUUGGAACAGAGGAAAUAGAAAUUGGAGGAGAAAAGAAUCGAUUUACUUAAUAAGAAGGAUUCGUUGGAUAAAAAGAUUAAGGAGAGAAAUCAAAUUGAAGAAUAAAAAAGGAAAUAGGAAAUAGAAUUCCUCAAAUAUUAAGGACAACAUUUGGAAGCUUUCCUUAAAUCGGUUUAGCCAGAAUUGAAAUGA